Messenger RNA from Zymoseptoria tritici IPO323, 1611 nucleotides. RefSeq lists its product as uncharacterized. NCBI's taxonomy places the organism in Eukaryota, Fungi, Ascomycota, Dothideomycetes, Mycosphaerellales, Mycosphaerellaceae. The coding region runs from base 1 to 1611 and encodes 536 amino acids. The record is from RefSeq and is a predicted model, not a curated record. The transcript is spliced from 3 exons.
AUGAAGCUCUCCCAACUGCUGGCGAUUGCAGCCAUAUUGACAGGCGCUCAAGCUGUUGCACCUCUUGUCCAUCUAGGCUAUUCAUCCUACCAAGGAAGAAGUCUCUCGAACGGCAUCACACAAUGGCUGGGUUUGAGAUAUGCUGCUCCGCCUGUUGGCGAUUUGCGGUUUGCUGCUCCUCAAGACCCUUUGCCGGCAGAAGGAGUUCAGGAUGCUAACGCGCAUGGGAAACUGUGCCUGGCUACGGGUGCUUCUGGGCCGACGAACACAACAGAUGAGGAUUGUCUGUUUCUCGAAAUCUUUGCUCCGAGCAAUGCCACGAAAGACUCCAAGCUGCCCGUGUACUUCUUCAUUCAGCAGGGCGGAGGCUUCAAUCAGUUGAGCAAUGCGAAUUACAAUGGCUCGGGUCUGAUCAAAGCAGCCGACUACGAUCUGAUCACCGUCACAUUGAACUACCGCGUCGGACCAUACGGCUUCCUUGCUGGCUCGGAAGUCAUCGAAUCGGGAGGUGUCAAUGCCGGACUCAAGGAUCAACGAAAGGCCCUGGAGUGGGUGCAGAAGUACAUCGAACAUUUCGGCGGUGACCCAUGCAGAGUAACCAUCGGCGGCGCCAGUGCUGGCGCUCAAAGUGUCUGCAUGCAUGUCACGGCAUAUGGUGGUAGAGACGAUGGCCUUUUCCACGCCACUUCGGCCGAGUCGCAGUCGUUCCCACCGUUGAGAACGGUCAAUGAAAGCCAGUAUGCGUACGACAAUCUGGUGAUCCGAGCUGGUUGUGCUUCCGAGGACGAUACACUUGCUUGCCUACGAAACCGUACUUCAGAUGAGCUUCAAGCAGUCAACAACCAGACGGCAUUCCCAGGAGGACAAGCAGCACCGCUGUAUCAAUGGGGACCCGUUCUUGACUUUGACUUCGUCAGCGACUAUACUCUUCGAGCCUAUGCUGAAGGGAAGUACGUCAAAGUACCCGCCAUUUACGGCGAUGCAACAAACGAGGGUACCAAUUUCGUUCCGAACGCCACAGCCACGAUUGGUCAGAGCAACACAUUUCUCAAGAACCAGUUCCCAGAUCUUACGCUUCCGCAGCUGAAGAAGAUCAACGAACUGUACCCAGUCGAGAAUACUCCUUCCUUCAACAACUCAGGCAGAUACUGGCGUCAAGCAUCCGACGUCUACGGCGAGUUACGCUACAACUGCCCUGGAAUUUUCAUCAGCCGCAACUUAGCCAGCGACAAUGUCUCGAACUGGAACUACCGCUGGGAUGUCAUCGAUCCACCAGCCAACGCAUCAGGCGUCGGCGUCGCCCACACCGUCGAAGUAAACGCCAUCUUCGGUCCCGAGAACGUCAACGGCGGAGCUCCCACGUCCUACAAAGGGGGUGGCAUCAACAAUGCCAUUGUGGAUGUCGCUCAGGCUUACUGGACCAGCUUCAUCCGCACGGGAAACCCAAAUACGUUCCGCAAAGCUGGAACGCCGAUGUGGGAACCAUGGCCGAGCGAUGAGGAUAGGAGGUUGGAUUUUCAGACGAAUGCUACGCGGAUGGAGACUGUGGAUGAGGGACAAAGGGAGAGGUGUGAGUAUUUGUUGUCGAUUGGGUUGGAUUUGAAGCAGUAG